Chelmon rostratus (copperband butterflyfish) is the source of this 5916-nucleotide messenger RNA. Its product is annotated as type II inositol 3,4-bisphosphate 4-phosphatase-like. NCBI's taxonomy places the organism in Eukaryota, Metazoa, Chordata, Actinopteri, Chaetodontiformes, Chaetodontidae. The transcript has 26 exons. Gene Ontology annotation, cellular component: cytoplasm. The record is from RefSeq and is a predicted model, not a curated record. The coding region runs from base 1491 to 4592 and encodes 1033 amino acids. Gene Ontology annotation, molecular function: phosphatidylinositol-3,4-bisphosphate 4-phosphatase activity.
AGAGACAGUGUUUCAUGCAAAAUCAACACUGAGUACUCGACAAACUGUAAGUUACAUGUCACGUGUACUUGUACGUCCAUGAAGCUACAAUAGAUGAUUUUAUAAAGAUUUCCAUUUAUUGUAAUUAACUACCUGCAAUAAGCCUGAUUACUAUAAUCGUACCUCGAGCCGAACCAGAAUCCAGAGAGUUCAGCACUGAAUCGGACAGAAGGAAACACAAAGAUUUUACAUCACUUUAAAAAGCUCAAAUCACAAAAAAACAGACCAAAAAUCAGCAGAGGAAGAAGAACUCGACAGAGUCAAAAACAUGUUGAUAAGAAAGUAUUAUCAUUGGAAUAGAGUGGAAGUGCCAAAAGUAAAAGCAAAUCAUUGUGCAGAAUGGUCUAUUUCAUUAAAUGAUGGUAUUAUUGGAUCAUAAAUAUUGAUGCAGGUAUUGACACAUUCCACCACUGGCAAGAAUACACGCAAAUGUGCAGAUGUCCACAUACUUUUGACCAAAUAGUAUUGUUUACACUUGACAUAGACAUAGACUGUAAUGUCUGUCAGGUAGUUAAUAGAGAAAUUGAGGUUUAAAUGUGACUCAUAUAAACAGUCCAAAACAAGAAUCCAUGUGCAGAAUGUGAAUGAUUACGAUAAAAAUAAAAACUCAUCUGAACAAACAAAACAAGACAAAUUCAAUAUGCUACUUACAGAGAAGCAGAGAUAGAGCUGCUACCUCCAUCCUGACCUGCUGCAGACUGAGAGAGAGACUCAGAGAGAGACAAAGAGACAGAGAGAGAGAGAGAGAGAGACCACUGACAGAGACAUGUGUCCAAUAAACAAAUUCAACAGAAACAUAAAUCAAGAGAGAAGUGAAACCAGCAGGCUGAUUCUUUGGUAAAUAUAUCGGGGGCUUUGGGCUCAUUCAUUAAGAUAGAGACUGACAUUGAACGCAGCAUCUGUGAGUGUGUAGUUUUGCAAAAAUAACUAAGCAAUUAAAGAUCAUCUGAACAGUUUUAAAGUCAUUACAAACAGGUGAAUAAAGAUCCUUUUCAGGUGUCCCUAAAUGAUUCUGCACUAAAUACAGAAAUAUGUAAACGAAUGCUUGUUCCAAUAUCAGUCCCACAGAAAAAAGGAACAUUUUCUAUCUAAAUUAAACCUUUGACUUGUGGUUCUUUCUCUUUUUUCUAUUUUUGUCUGAUAUUGAACAGGCAGUGGUCUUUAUAUUGUUCAUAGUAUUUGUUCAGUGAUUUGUUUUUCUCGUUUCUCUCGCGACAUCUUGUGGUUCCACAUGAGCUGCGCAGCCGGGAAGACAGGCAGCUCUCGCGAUACCCGAGCUGUCCAAAGGUUUACCAAUAUGGCUUCCACUCAACUCAAACAGCGGUUGGAAAAGUUGCUUUUGAUUCCAGAAACCUGCUUUUUUUCUGCGGACAGCCAUGAAGACCAGACCCUGAGGAGGAGGAGGAGGAGGGUGAUGGGGUGAGCAGACAGUUUAAUGUGCUCUGAAGAGGAUGAAGAUGAGGAGGACGAAGCUGAGGGUGAACAAGAGCCAGCUGCUGUUUCUGUCCAAUGACGAAACAUCUGGAAACUUCCAGAAAGAAGGAACGCUGCGAGUGGGCCGACAGGAGAGAGCCGUAGAUGUGUUCUCCUCUGUCUCAGAUCUGACGGAGAGGUUCUGUCGGCUGAGAGGAAACCUGCUGUUCAUCCUGAAGACACAGGGUGGUGAGCUGGAGGAGGUGCUGCUGUUGGAGAGAUGUGAAGUCAUGAAGCUUCCAGACGAUGACAGACGACUGGCUGUCAGCUUCGAGAGCGGCGGCCCUCUUGUCCUCCUGGAGUCCAGCAGCUCUGCAGAUUGUGUUUCCUGGCUCGUCGUCCUGAGAGACGCCAGCACUGAGAUGCUGAGGCGACGCAUCACACAUCUCCGCUCGCUCAUCGACACGCACGGCAUCCGGCACACGCAGCGACACACACACGCUGCUUCGGGCUGCAGCAGGGGAGAAGGAAACCUGCAGGAUGCUGGAGGUGCAGGUGGAGUCGAACCCCCUGCUAAAGUUUCUCCACUGCACCUGAGUGUCGGUGUGGUUACCAUGGCAGCCAGAGUCCAGGUUCAAGUUUGUGUAAUCGACACACACACUCACACAGUCAGGAAGUCCUGCUGCGCUGAGGUAGUGCAGGGACCGGAUGUGUUUCUAACAUCAGUGUGUUUCCGUGGCGACUAUCCUCUCUACCAUCACAGCAGGAUCAAAAUCACCGUGUACCACGAAGAGGAGCCGACAACCCACACCACAAGUUUUCUGGGUUUCACCUCGUUCUCCAUCAGAGAUCUGCUCGGGUCCAAGGAGCCUCACAUCUCCCUGAGCCUCAGGACGAUGGAUGGCGUGAACGAGGUCGGGGAGGUGAAGGUGUCCCGCCUGCAGGUGGAGGGAGAGAGCGAGGAUAAAAGCCCUCCAGAACACAAGUGUCCUGCGCUGUGCGACAGUCUUCACAGCUGUGUCCACGACAAAGAGAACAGUCCAUUGAUGAGAGCAGUGCUGUGUGCCCAGGUGUGCAAGGUGUACAGGUUUCAGACGGAGAAUCAAAGAUGGCUGCUGGUCCGGGAACAGAUGUCAGAGACGGCGCUCUCUUUUUCUUUGCCAAAACAGCUACUGAGCGCGCUCAUACACGAGCACACGAGCAGAGUCCAGGAAGUGAGGGAGCUGGGUGACCUUUCUCCCCACUGGGACGGACUCCGCCACGACGUCGUCGACCACUGUAGCCACCUGAUUGGCUGCUAUCAGGAAACGCUUGCUGAGCUCGACAAGCUCUCAGCCUCGUCCUGUUUCAAGUCGAGCAGCAGUAAAUCAGACAAACACCUUCAGUUUGUUCCAACCAACCUGCACUGUCAGAGGAUGGAGGUCACCGGUCCAGACAGCGCGGGCGUGUGGUACGAGGUCAUGACGUUCGGCGCUCCGGCCGACCACCACCAGUCCUUCAAACAUGGCGGUCUGAAGAGACUGCUGAGCAAACACACCAAGCGCAGAGACAGCUCCGUCUCUUACUCCCGGGACGAGAGCUCCAGAGCGAGGCAGCUGCUGGCCAGCGUGGCCCACCUGCAGCCUCUGGUCUUCGGGCUGGCUGAGGAGCUGCUGUCCGUCUCUCUGGAGCUGAACGCCGCCCGGCUGCAGCAGGUCCUGGACGGCCUGACUCAGCAGACAGAACUAUUUGUUCACGCACUCAAAGACGAGCUGGUGAAAAGCGCCCUGUUGGCGAUCCACAACGAGUGCUCGGCCGACUGCAACAGCAGCCACGUCCACAGCAACGGGUUAAUCUGUGACAUCGCGCCGGCCAAUCUGGAGGGACAGACCUCGCUAUGGCAACUGGAAACUAGCCGGCAGGACGCGGAGUACGACGAUGAAGAAUGGGACAGGACGUGGGCGAAUGUUGCCAUGAGCCUCAACUGCAUCAUCGUCAUGGGCGACCGGCUGCAGGGGCGGGCGGACCGCCCACAGGAACUGACAUCAUCAGAACAGCAGGAAACUACCAGGGACACAAACUCUCAGAACUCCGCGUCCUCCUCCGUCUCCUCUGCGUCCUCCUGGCAGGAGCAGCUGCUCCCCCUGGUGGUCACUCUCAGAGACUGCGUGCGCGAGGCCGUGGGGAAGGCCCGAGCCGCCAUGACCUUCGUGGUCCUGCAGGGGGCGGUGUCCUCGACGGUCUCCCAGGGACCGGCACAGAUCGUCCAGAGACGCCACGCCGUCUUCAGCCAGGCGCUCUCGGCAGUCGUCUGUGGUUUCAUGUUGAAGCUGUUUGGAGGUCUGGAGGAUCCCGAGUUCCUGCAGCAGCUGCACUCUGUCGGAGUCCUGGCUCAGUUUGAAGGCCUGCUCAGCACCUACGGUGACGAGCUGGGGAUGCUGGAGGACAUGGAGGUGGGUGUGGCAGACCUGAGCGGUGUUGCGUUCACUGUCACCAAGGCUAAAACAGAACAACCGGACGACCUGCUGCCAACGCUCAGUGGAGCAUGGGGCAGUUUGGUUGUUGAGGUCCCGUUGCCCCUGGAGACCUUCAGGUCGUUGCCACGGGAACUGAAAGAGGGGCAUUUGAUACAAGUUCAUCCUGUCCUCUUCAACAUUGGAAUUAACCAGCAGCAGAGUCUGGCAGAGAGGUUUGGCGACAGCUCGCUGCAGGAGAGAGUGAACCAACAGAGCUGCGAGCGCCUCAGAGCGUACUGCAGCACGCUGACGGACAGGCUGCCUGACGCGGCUGGCCUCCAGUCACUGUCAGAGCUGCUGUCCUCUCUGGAACGCAGCGUAGAAACCAGGAAGAGGAAGAACGUGGAGGUCCUGUGGGUCGCUGCUACGGUGUGCCGUAAGGUGAACGGCGUGCGUCUGACCAGCUGUAAGAGUGCGAAGGACCGCACAGCGAUGUCGGUGACUCUGGAGCAGUGUGUGCUGCUGAGGGAGCGACACACACUCGGCCAGCAACACUUCAGCACCGCGCUCGACUGCAUGAGGAGGGAUGGUUGCAGGAUGGAGAACGUCCAGAAGAACGUGGGCAGCAGGAAGUUCGCCUUCAGCGGCGUUCAGCUCCUCACUUUCCCUAAACUGUACAGACCUCCAGACGGCAGCUUCGGAUGAACACACUCACAGUUUAUUUUUAGUUUCUGUACAGAAGUUUUUACUCUAAGAUCGUUUUAUCGUUUUAAGUGUGUGUUGUGUUAUAUACGAAUGUAAAUGUCAUUAUUAUGUUCAGAAUGAUCCUCUGUGCUGUUCACUGUGGCUGCAGGUGUUUGAUUUACAAACAUAUUUCUGCAAUAAAUUCAUACUUGAUUUUUUUAAGUCAAAUAUCAAAUUAAUUAAGACAAAUGGUUCAUGAUGUUCACUGAUGCAGGGCUGGAUUAGACCUCUAGGGGGCCCCCUUUGGGUCCCACAGUUUGUCCCAGAAGCCGACAGGCGUUUUUUCAGUUCGUUUGUGAUUAGAAGAAAAAGUUCAGUCAGAUUUAUUCUGUGGUUCCAGCUCAUCCACUGUUGUUCAUAAUCAUUUCUUGAAUAUCUUUGGGUUCUGGACUGUUAGUCAGAUAAAAUGAGACAUUUCAAGACGCUUCUGUGACGUUAAAGAAAUGUCAUCAGAGAAAAGUCUAGAUUUGUCAGUUGAAUUAGUGGUAGACUGAUGAACUGGGUAAAUAUCUGGCAUUAAGGUAAUCAGCCGAUGUCUGCGCUCACGAGACCAAUUAAAUCUGCAGACACGUCAGAGACGAUGAACUUUUAAAAUUUAAAAUUUUUUCUGUGUUCAAGUGAAUAAUACAUUAGUGUUACAUAAAUGAACACUGACAUUGAUUAUGUAUUUUUUAUUCAUGUAAAUUUAUACAUUUUCAUUCUCAGAAAUAAGAAGAUGCUGUUUUUAAGUGUCUUUCAAAGCAGUUUUUUAUCUACUGGUGGAAAUUAAUUGAGUUGACAGGUUUUUAUUUAAGAUCAGUGCACUGUUGACAGAGUGCAGAUCUACUGAAGCACACAGAGAAAAUACAGACAACAACAGUGUUAAAUGUCUGUUUAAAUGUCAGAAUAUAGAGAAAGAUUUCCAUCACAGCAAGAUGACAUUUUCAGAUUUCUUGUGUUUUUUGAUUCUGAGUUCAGACACGCUGUAUUUACAGUUGUAUAACCCUAAAAUGUGAGAUUGCUGCUUUUUAUCAUGGCACACUGAGUUUCUGUGACUUGUGGACUGCUGCUCAGGCAGAAAAUGCCUUUUAGAGACCUUGUAGGAAAGUGUGAAGGACACUUUCCCCUUUUCUGACCUUUUACAGACAAAACUGUUAAUUGAUGAAUCUAGAUAACAACGAACAGAUGAAUCUAUAAUGAAAAUAGUACAAUUUAGAGACACUUUAGUUCAGUAUUUCCAUGUUAUGUUGCUCUCUACUUCUACUCCAUUACAUCUUGGAGACAAAUGUGCAUUUUACUGCACUAC